Molecule: messenger RNA, 1907 nt
Organism: Anastrepha obliqua
Lineage: Eukaryota; Metazoa; Arthropoda; Insecta; Diptera; Tephritidae
Product: lipase member H
Exons: 6
Coding region: 339-1889 (516 amino acids)
Biological process (GO): lipid metabolic process
Molecular function (GO): lipase activity
Source: RefSeq, a predicted model, not a curated record
UGGUGUAGAACACGGGAUACCUUCGUAUCGUGCUUAUAAACAACAACAAAGAAGUGUUAAAUUAUAACUUUUAUUGAUUUUAAUUAGAAAGCCAAAAUUUACCCAAGACAAAGUGUGUCCAAUUGUUAUUAUCGUAUUUGAGUAAUUAUAUGUAUAAAACACAAGAAAGAGAAUCAAAACAAAAAAGUAUGUAAAUAAAUUGACGCUGACUGCGGAGGAGUUCUAAGACAUACAAAGAUGGAUACAACCUUAUAGCAAAUAGAGCACAAAGUGUAGUUAAAUAGCUUUAAGUGAAUCAAUUGUGAUAAUAAUCCAAAAAAAAGUAGAAUAGCACAAAAAUGCUUCAAUUAUCGAUACAGAACCAAGAAACAAGCGUUUCGAACCUAGCACGGACCUUAUGGACCAUAGUCAUUCUCUUAUUACCCACCAGCCAAGCCAAAUCAUUUUUCAAUUAUGACCAUCAACUGCAUCAGUACGCUGUUGACGCAACUACAGAAACGGCGCAGCCGCCACUUACAACAACAGAGGCGACAACGCGCGACAUCGUAAUUGGUCCCUGUCGUUGGGUUAUCGGACGCAAAUGCCCCGACCAGGAUGUACGCUUCUACUUGUAUACUCGUCGUAAUCCUGUGGAUCGUCAAAGUUUGCACAUCGAUGAAACGCUGGAUAAGUCCAAUUUGACCAAUUCAUAUUUUAAUCCUCGUUAUCAGACAAAGAUUAUCAUACAUGGUUAUAAUGCGGAUAUGUUUAUGGGUACAUUGCAGCAGUUGCGCCGAGAAUAUUUACUACGGGAUGAAUACAACAUUAUCUAUGUGGAUUGGGCCAUAUUGGCACCGGGCCCGUGCUAUUUGAGCGCCGUACACAAUACCAAACAUGUGGGAGCUUGUGUAGCACAAUUGGUUGAGCGCAUUUUGGAAAUGGGCACUACGGAUAUGCACGUCGUAGGAUUCUCAUUGGGCGCACAGCUAUCGAAUUAUAUUGCGCGUAACCUGGGCUCUUUUCAGCUGCCGAGAAUAACUGGUCUCGAUCCUGCCAUGCCGCUUUUCAUCACCGCCGGCAUCAAUGAUAAAUUGGACCCCAGCGACGCCGUCUUUGUGGAUGUGAUACAUACGAAUGCCUUUGUGCAAGGCAAAAUAGAGCGUUGUGGACAUGCGGAUUUUUACAUGAAUAACGGCAUCAUGCAACCCGGCUGCAACAAAGCGGGCACAAAUCCCUUUGCCUGCAGCCAUCAACGUGCCGUCGAAUAUUUUCAAGAGUCGAUACGUUCACGCAAAGGUUUUUGGGGCUGGGCUUGCAGCUCGUACAUCUCAUAUUUGCUGGGCAUGUGCCCGCAAACGAAUUACUUACACGAGGCCGGCGAAAAUAUAAAAACCAGCACGAAGGGCAUGUUUCUGGUCGAUACCAAUGAUACAGCGCCUUACGCUUUAGGCAAAUGGACCGAUUUGCCAACGUUGGGUAAACAAAAGCCCGCAGUGACUAAGGGACCUGUCACAAUCACCUUACCGCCUGCAGGAAAUUUCCGCGAUCCAUUGUUGCGUCAAAUCGAUCAAUGGAAUAAAUUGGAUACGAAUUUCAAUAAUGUCGAACAUUCGCCAACGCCAUUUUCUCAAGAUCCUAUUGGUGAAAAUUGGACAUAUUUUAGUGGCGCUGGCACGGGUGAUAUAACCGAUGGCUUGAAGGAUGCAAAUGAUCACGUUCAGAAUUCUGUGGAGGAAGAAAGUGUGGCGGAUGUGCAGAAAGUGGACGAGACGCAUGUGGAAUGGCAGGAAUAUCGUCGAAAUUUGACUGUUGGCUAUAUAGAAAACAGUAUUUUCAAAGUGCCUCAUAUUGAAGGUGAAGAAUUGAAUGGUAAUAGGUUACGGCGACAGCCUCGUGUAAAUGAUGAAUAAAACGAAGAGAAAUAGAAA